Messenger RNA from Cuscuta europaea, 2375 nucleotides. The record is from the annotation of a GenBank genome assembly. NCBI's taxonomy places the organism in Eukaryota, Viridiplantae, Streptophyta, Magnoliopsida, Solanales, Convolvulaceae.
UAUAACUCUGCCUUCCUACUAAAGUGUCAUAACUUCUUCCUCUGUCAUUUAUCUCAACUCCAAAGAGCAAUGAUUUCAGAGGUCCAACUAAAAGUCAUAAACAAAAAACUCCCAGUGAUAUUAUCUCCUACAGAGGAGGAUGAGAAGCCGAACAAGGCAGAGCAUGAAGAUGAAGAUGAAGAUGAAGAUGAAGGUGAAGAAGAUGAUUCCCCCUCCUCCUCCGCCUCGGCCUUGUCGCCGCCGUGGCAGCCGUGUGAGAAUAUUCCAAGCCAUGUUCCAACGCCGCCGUGGAAUAAGCAGAUAACAGUGAGAGGAGUGAUAGCAAGCGCCGUAAUAGGAAGCAUUUUCAGCGUGAUAGCUAUGAAGCUCGACCUCACCACCGGAAUCACUCCCAACUUCAACAUCUCCGCUGCUCUUCUGGCUUUCAUCUUCAUCCGAACCUGGACGAAGCUUCUUCGCAGGCUCGGAGUAUCGUCCACCCCCUUCACCCGUCAAGAAAACACCAUGAUCCAAACCUGCGCCGUAGCCUGCUAUAGCAUUGCGAUUGGAGGCCGGUGGACUUGGAUCUUACUUGUUGGGGAUGGACAAGAAAACGUAUGAGCUUGCUGGAGUUGGAACAGAGGGAAACAAUCCGAGCAGUUAUAAGAAGCUUGAGAUGGGCUGGAUGACUGGUUACGAACUUGUAGUUUGCUUUAUUGGCCUUUUUGUACUGAUCCCUCUCCGAAAGAUUCUGAUAAUCGAUUACAAAUUGACAUUUCCUACUGGGAUGGCAACGGCAGUUCUAAUCAAUGGGUUCCAUGCCAAGAGUGAUAAAAUGGGAAGAAAACAGGUCAAGGGGUUCUUGAAGUUUUUUUCUUACAGUUUUGUAUGGGCUUUCUUUCAGUGGUUUUACACUGGGAAAGGGGAUUGUGGUUUCUCACAGUUUCCAACUUUUGGGUUAAAUGCCUGGAAGCAUACAUUCUUCUUUGACUUCAGUUUGACUUAUGUUGGAACUGGGAUGAUCUGCCCCCAUAUUGUGAACUUAUCUCUACUUCUUGGUGCUGUCAUCUCAUGGGGAGUGCUAUGGCCUAUUGUGGCAAGGUUGAAAGGAGAUUGGUUUCCUGCAAAUAUCCCAGAAACCAGUAUGAAAAGCCUUAAUGGCUACAAGGUCUUUAUCUCCAUUUCUCUCCUCUUAGGUGAUGGCCUUUACAACUUCGUCAAGAUAUUAUGUUUCACCCUCUUUAGCAUUCUUCAAAGGUUCAAAAGGAGAAACGUCGUUCUACGUCCGGAUUGCAGUACAGGCAGUGGCGAUGAGCUAAGAAAGGAUGAGUUAUUCAUUAGAGAAAGCAUCCCAAUGUGGGUUGGAGGAGUUGGGUACUUGUCAUUGGCCAUUGUCGCAGUGGUCGCUAUACCGAUGAUCUUCCCUGAAGUGAAAUGGUAUUGGAUAAUCAUUGCCUAUGCAUUUGCCCCUUCUCUGGCUUUCUGUAAUGCAUAUGGUGCUGGAUUAACGGAUAUCAACAUGGCCUACAACUACGGUAAACUUGGGCUAUUUAUGAUGGCUGCAUUAGCCGGGAAACAGCAUGGCGGUGUGCUGGCAGGUCUAGCCGGAUGCGGGAUAGUCAAGUCUCUAGCAAAUGUUUCCUGCAAUCUAAUGAUAGACCUGAAAACGGGCCAUCUCACCCUCACCUCUCCUAGAGCCAUGUUAGUCAGUCAGGGAAUCGGGACCCUCAUCGGCUGCGUGGUGGCCCCACUCAGCUUCUUCCUCUUCUACAACGCCUUUGAUAUCGGAAACCCGAAUGGAGAGUUCAAGGCUCCGUAUGCCCUCAUCUACCGAAACAUGGCGGUUCUCAGUGUGGAAGGCUUUUCAGCUUUGCCUGCGCACUGCUUGCAGCUGUGUUAUGGGUUUUUCGGGUUUGCGGUUUUGGUCAACUUGAUCAAGGAUCUUUCCCCACGUGGGGUCGGGAGAUGGAUGCCGUUGCCGAUGGCAAUGGCAGUGCCAUUCCUCAUUGGAGGCUACUUUGCAAUCGAUAUGUGCAUUGGGAGUGCUGUUGUGUUUGUGUGGCAUAAACUCAAUGCCAAGAAGGCUGAGGUCAUGGUUCCAGCAGUUGCUUCAGGGAUGAUAUGUGGAGAGGGCAUGUGGAUUCUUCCUGCUUCAAUCCUCGCUUUGGCGAAAAUUUCUCCCCCAAUUUGCAUGAAGUUCUUCAGCUCUUGAACAUCAAUCCCUUGUUCUGUUAGUCAUUAAGAUACUCUCAUUUUCAUAGCAAUGAAAUACUGUGCAACUCGAAAGGUAUAGAAGAACAAGUUAUGUUUGGUGUACAACUAAGUUGGUUAACAUACUUGUACAACAAGACUUUUGUAAAUACACAGUAUUUUGUGCAUAUGAUUUUAUGUCUGAC